Messenger RNA from Marchantia polymorpha subsp. ruderalis, 1589 nucleotides. NCBI's taxonomy places the organism in Eukaryota, Viridiplantae, Streptophyta, Marchantiopsida, Marchantiales, Marchantiaceae. The record is from the annotation of a GenBank genome assembly.
GAGUCUGCGGAUGUAGAUCUUCACACAACAAGCUGUAGGCGCAGAAAUGCUUAUUGCAGGGAUCGAUUGUCUCGUCAGAUCAUUGAGCUAUGAUGGUACGAGGGAGAGGGUUGAGCGAUAAGAAGAAUUUCAAGAAAAAUCAAGCGCAUAGCUAACAAGAAGAAUCAAAGAGAUGGAUAAUUCUCGAGAGACAUCAGGAAAAUUCGUUGAUCCCUUGGUAGAAUUGCCACUUGAUGUCAUCUCCAACAUCCUCAAACGUGUGUUAACUAAGGAUCUGAAGGAGUAUCGUUUGGUGAGCAAAAGUUGGAAACAUAUGAUUAGCAUUUCCUUAGGAUAUCUUCUUCAUGCUAGCGAGGAAGCUGUUCUUCUUCACCACCACAGUUUGCUGAACAUCCCCAUCGCCAAACGAAGGGAAAGAAGUUUUCUGAGCAUCUUCAAUCCCAAGAAAAAUGUGUGGGAAAAGAGAUGGCUUCCUUGGAUGUGGUCAGCAUAUCGAAUUGUGGCGGCGGAUAGAGGAUUGGUAUUCUUUCUCACGAACGACCACAACCAUCAGUUAGCUGUCUAUAAUCUUGUCACACAAACAUACAGGGAGAUGAUUCUACCUCACGAAUUCCGACCUCCGCACGAGAGGCUACUGAUGGACGACAGGAAUUUAUUAACAGCCAUAUUUGUGGACAAGACGACAGGUGUCUACAAACUUCUGCUCGCAGGCCUGCUUUCUGGAGUGACGCUGCUGUACGAUUCUGCUUGCUGCAGGUGGAGAGUGUCUGCACCCAUCCCUUCUUCGUCGAGAGAUAAUAUCGCAUCCUUUCAAAUAGUUGGAGACAACAAGAGCAUAGUUCUCAAUGAGUGUUUGUAUUGGGGAUUCCUUUGUCUGAGACGCUGGAAGUUCUUCAAGAUGGUACUGAAGUUCGACAUCAAACAUGAGAGGUGGUGUAGAGCAGAAUUGCCCGCGCCUCCUCUGUGGCAAUUCCAGAUAGCAGUCUGCAGUAACAAGAUUAUGACAAUGAAUCUCCAGCACGACUACAACUGGCCUCUUCCUUAUCCGGCUUGGUUACAAGAUGCGCGGAUCAAAAACAUUGGUCCUGAGUUCAAGGUGCCACCUAUGACACAGAAGAUGCUGGAUCCUAUCAAGAAAGAGCAGAGGAACAAUGGCAGAAACUAUUGCGGGGAAUAUUAUGGAAUCGGAUGUGGAGAGAAGUUUUUUCAUGUCAUGAGAGGCAGUCGACAGGGAAUUCGAAUUGCAGUUCAAAACACCACAACUUUUAGGCACACUUUGCUUCGCUUAUGGCGAGAUUCUUCGAAUGGAAAAGCGAACUGCAAAGAUUUUUGGGCCAUACUUCCAUCCUUUCAAGCACAACCGUGAUUAAAGCUUCAUCAUGAAUCCCACAGUAUUAUUGUUGAUUAAUACUCACGUCUGGAUUUAGCUUAACAUGAUCUCUAAUAUGUUCAUUCUUCAGUUCGCUGCCUGUAAACACCUUAGCUCCCUUAGAUCAGGUUAUGGAAUCAUCACUCCUAUCUUGGAUCAUACAUUUAGUUCUAUUUAGCAAUGUAAUUAUUUUAAUGUUUAUUCUUCCAAUAUAUCAAGC